AUGAUUUCCUCUGGGGCUCACGGAAGCCUAUUAUUCUCAACUAGCGUUCGACCAAUACCAACGUAUGCCAUUAUGAAUACUAUGCUCCCCUUGCAGGGCUCUGUGUCCCUUUCCGUCGCAACUCGUUCCCCUCUAUCCUGGAAGAACGAGCCUUUUCGGAAAGUCGCCGAAAGGUUGAUGGGCAAGGCUUGA
Colletotrichum costaricense is the source of this 192-nucleotide messenger RNA. RefSeq lists its product as uncharacterized. Bases 1 to 192 code for a protein of 63 amino acids. The record is from RefSeq and is a predicted model, not a curated record. Lineage: Eukaryota; Fungi; Ascomycota; Sordariomycetes; Glomerellales; Glomerellaceae. The transcript has a single exon.